AUGAAGUACCUCCCUGUGAAUGGUUUCGAAGCCGUCACUGGCGCCCUCAACUUCAACACACCCGAUUGCAACGUUACCGGCGGUUGCGAUCUUUACACUACCAAAUCCACUGGCUCGGACAAGAAACUAUACCGAAACAUCGACCAGAACCUCUCGUCGCAACAUGCCGCGCUCUUGAAGCUGGGCGCGAGCCUGAGCCCACCAGAGCGCGAGCACAUGCUUGCUACAUCACCGAGCAUGCAAAUGUUCUCCCACUCGAGUGCGUUUGGGCCCUUGAGUGAGCUCUCCAGCCGACGAACCUUUGCCUACCUGAUUGCGACACUGAACGCGAGCCACCCGCACUACGACUUUUCGCACGUCCUUCGACCCGGCGACUUUAAGCGCGAGCGCAACCUCCGACGCGUCAUGGUGAAUCUGGAUUCCAUCCUGCAGAAUGUCCGACCCGGCUUCGAGGCGAAAUCCUUUGGCUCCUCCCUCGGAGCCAGCCCCGAUCCCGUCUGGGGUCCGCAAUGCUGGAGCCUGAUUGACAAGGAGAUGCGCCUGAACGAAUGCACCAUUAUCGGCUACCAUCCCGACGUGGACCCCUUUGAGGAGGACGAGUCCGCCAUAUGGGCGGCGCACUACUUCUUCUUCAACCGCGCCCUCAAGAGGGUCGCCUAUCUCUACGUGCGGGUCGUCCCCGUCAUCUCCUCCACGAGUCCACACCUCCGACCGCAGAAGCUGGCGCAAUUGUCUACCCUCAGCAGCACACAGGACACGUCCGGAUCGAAGCGCGCAGACUACUGGCUCGGCGACCGGGGCGGCAAGCUGGUGCCGCCUCCCGUGGAGGACGAGGAUGGCGACCAGGACGACGGCCUGUUCUGGAACAGGGGUGAAGAUGGCGACCUUGUCAUGUAUUCGGAUGAUGAGAUUAUGGAAGAUGAGUACGAGGACGACGACAGUUAUGAGGACGACCUUCGCGAUAAGAGGCUCUUGAGCGAGGAUAUCGCCGGGCGGAUGGAGAUCUAG
Messenger RNA from Emericellopsis atlantica, 1008 nucleotides. Its product is annotated as mitogen-activated protein kinase MAF1. The transcript is spliced from 2 exons. NCBI's taxonomy places the organism in Eukaryota, Fungi, Ascomycota, Sordariomycetes, Hypocreales, Bionectriaceae. The coding region runs from base 1 to 1008 and encodes 335 amino acids. Gene Ontology annotation, cellular component: nucleus. Gene Ontology annotation, biological process: negative regulation of transcription by RNA polymerase III. The record is from RefSeq and is a predicted model, not a curated record. Gene Ontology annotation, molecular function: RNA polymerase III core binding.